UUAUAGCUAAAGCUCUUAUGUCCCUCUCAUUUCUAAGGCUCUCUUGCACUUACUCAAAACAAACACCAUGAACACACCAACGAAAAUCGACACAAGAAGCGCAAAACCUGCGAGAACAACAAAAAGCCACAAAAAAUUUUACAGCCCAAGGAAAAUCUCUCAUUUGUUUCCACCCAAGUUAUGGCUUUGGAUUGGCUUCUCCGGCCAGUUUUUCUUGUGUUCAUCUUGAUUUUCAUACUCCAAUUUACUUCUACGUCAUCGAAAUCCGAUUCUGAAACCUUGAUUAAGCUAAAGAAUUCUUUUACCAACGCAAGUGCUCUUAGUUCUUGGGUACCUGGAUCAGCUCCUUGUGGAGGAGACGCUCAGUGGAAAGGACUUCUUUGUAGCAAUGGCAAUGUCAUGGGUCUUCGCCUUGAGAAUAUGGGUUUAUCGGGAAAAAUUGAUGUUGAUGCAUUGGUUGAUAUUUCGGGACUCAGAAGUGUAAGCUUUGAACAUAAUUCUUUUUCGGGUUCGAUUCCUGAAUUCAAUCGUUUAGGUUAUUUGAAGAAUAUAUACUUGACAGGAAACCAAUUCUCGGGCGAGAUCCCAGCAGAGUUCUUCUCGAAAAUGCAGUCCUUGAAGAAAGUUUGGCUUGCGAAUAACAAGUUUUCGGGAAAAAUUCCACCAUCAGUCAUUCACUUAUCCAAUCUUAUUGAAUUGCAUCUUGAAGAUAAUCAGUUCAGUGGGGCUAUUCCACCUGUAAUGCAAUCAAAAUUGACAUCAUUCAAUGUGUCAAACAAUAAGUUAAGUGGGGAAAUCCCCGAUGGUUUAGCCAAAUUCAGCAAGAGUUCCUUCGAGGGAAAUGCUGACCUUUGCGGAGAGAAGAUUGGUAAAGAGUGUAAUGCCGCGACUGAAGCAGUAGCACCAGGGGUCUUUGCAAAAACCAUUCCUAUGAAUAUUUCUAAGAACGAUGCUAGUAACUUUAUGAAGAGAGGUGCAGGGAUUAUAACAUUGGCUGUCAUGUUGCUUUGUGUUGCAGCUGUGAUAAUAUUUAAAAUGAGGAGGAAAGAAGAUGAUUUAGAAGCUGGUGUACAAAACAAUACUGAUGAUGAGGCAGUUGAGGCAGUAGAAGUGCAAAUUUCGAUGCCAGUUAGACAGAAGGAAAUGGAAUUAACCAAAAAACCAGGAUCAACUCGCAAAGGACCUAGUAGUGCCAAAGGCGGUGUAGGUGAAUUAGUAGUUAUGAAUAAUGAAAAGGGUGUUUUUGGGCUAACAGAUUUGAUGAAGGCUGCUGCAGAAGUGCUUGGAAAUGGGGGAUUGGGAUCUUCAUAUAAAGCUCUGUUGGCUAAUGGUGUGGCAGUGGUGGUUAAGAGAUUGAGAGAAAUGAAUGCAUUGGGAAGAGAUGGAUUUGAUGCAGAGAUGAGAAUGCUUGGAAGGCUAAAGCAUGCUAACAUUUUGCCACCAUUGGCUUUUCAUUUUCGGAAGGAUGAGAAGCUGUUGAUCUACGAGUACAUACCUAAAGGAAGUUUGCUUUAUUUGUUGCACGGUGACAAGGGAGCCUCACAUUCUGAGCUCAAUUGGCCUACCCGUCUCAAGAUUGUCCAAGGAAUUGCUAGAGGGUUGGGUUAUCUUCAUACUGAACUUGCUUCCUGUGCCUUACCCCACGGCAAUCUCAAAUCAAGCAAUGUCCUCCUUAGUCCUGAUAAUGAACCAUUGCUUUCAGAUUUUGGAUACAAUACACUGGCCAACCCCUCAGUUGUAGGACAAGCUCUAAUUGCCUAUAAGGCCCCAGAAGCUACACAAUUUGGGGUAUCUCCUAAAUGUGACGUAUACUGUUUAGGACUAAUCAUUCUUGAAAUCCUCACUGGAAAAUAUCCCUCUCAAUAUCUUAACAAUGGCAAAGGUGGGAUUGAUCUAGUCCAAUGGGCGGAAACUAAAAUUUCUGAGGGGAAAGAAUACGACAUGCUUGAUCCAGAAAUUGCAAGUUCCUCAAAUUCAGUUGGGGAGAUGAGGCAGCUUAUCCACAUAGGAGCUCUUUGUGCUGCAAGUAAUCCUGUGCAACGGUUAGAUCUAAGAGAAGCUAUUCAAAGGAUAGAGAUGAUAAAAUUGGAGAGUGUAGCAGUGGAUUCGAGAACUGUACAAUUUCUACCAUCACUUGGAGAUGGACAUGCAGAUGCUCCACAGUUCAAUGCGUCUAGUAGUCCUCAAGAUGGUUAUGUUCAAAACUCUACAAAGGGAUACGGAUCAUAUAGCUCUAGUGAUAGUGAACUAUUUUCCUUUGAUUCUCCUAACUCAAACUUAGGCAAUGACAAAGUGAAAUGAAUAUCACACGACAUGAUCAUCAGUUUCCGUAGCAGCAUCUGCAAAAAGAAUUCUAUGCAGCAUUCUGGGGAUUUCGCGCAUGAGAAAACUUGCAAAGGCAAUGAUCAUAUACAUGUAGCUUAAUCACGUAACUUGUCUUUGUAACUUAUAAAACUUUUCAUGAACAUGUUGUACAUAUUGUUCUGGGUAGCAGUGACCACUGCCAACCUACUAAUCAACUUUCAUAGCUUGUUUAGACUAUGAAUGAUCGUUUCAAUUCAUUAAUAAAGAUAGCCAAUUGUAUUAACUUGUAUAUGUAAAAU
Messenger RNA from Hevea brasiliensis (rubber tree), 2603 nucleotides. Its product is annotated as pollen receptor-like kinase 3. Gene Ontology annotation, molecular function: protein binding; ATP binding; protein kinase activity. Bases 181 to 2301 code for a protein of 706 amino acids. The transcript is spliced from 2 exons. The record is from RefSeq and is a predicted model, not a curated record. Gene Ontology annotation, biological process: protein phosphorylation. Lineage: Eukaryota; Viridiplantae; Streptophyta; Magnoliopsida; Malpighiales; Euphorbiaceae.